AUGGCCGGCGCAUCUGCCGCAGACGUCCGGAGUAUCCUCUCUCUUCCUAACCCUUCUACUCCUGGUCCCUCUCAGGUUCGCAAAGCACCGAAUACUACAGAACGGUCCACACCGGCACUAACUACCCAGCUCGCCAAACCGCAAUUAAAGCAGAAGCCGAAUCUCGGUGGUGGGGGAAGGGUGAAAUGGGAGUGGAGACCAUUCAAGAAUGAUGCUCGUUCAGACUCACUCAAGCUCUCUCACUGGGCAAGAGCUGGGACAGAUCCUGAAGCUGAGUACGGCUUCUCGAAGUAUAAUGUGCAACCUGUAUCGUUCGUUUAUUCGCAAGAUGACUACGCACGGUUUCUGGAAGACAAUGAAUGGACGAAGGAAGAGACGGACUAUCUCUUCGAUCUUGUCCGUGAGUAUGAUCUGCGGUGGUAUAUUGUACACGACCGGUAUGGGUAUGCUGACGGUCCCGAACGGACCCUUGAGGACUUGAAGGACAGGUACUAUACUGUGUGUCGCAGACUGGUAAAGAACCGACCAUGGGCUGGCGAUGAAGCUGGCAAGACGCAGCUCCUGUCCAGCCUCCAGUUUGACAAGGACCGAGAAGUCAUGCGCAAAAAUUACAUAGCAAGCCUCGAGAAUCGCACGGAACUUCAGAAAGCGGAGGAAGAUGCACUCUAUGUUGAGCUUAAGCGGCUCGAACAAAGUGAACGGCGAUUUAAACGAGAUCGUGACGAGCUGCUCCGCACACUACUUGGCAUCGAGUCUGGUCUGUCGGAUUUACCUAUUGAAGAUGAUGGUUUAGCCGGUGGACCAUUCGAGACUAAGAAGAAGAAGAAGACCCAUAAUGCCACUGUAGAACCCGAAACACCAGUCACGCCGUCUGCGUCCAAUGUGAUAUCGCUCGGACCUCCACAGCCUAAGAGGGCGCAUACCACGAAGUCUGUUCAAUACGAUAACCUCCAUUGCAUACAUCGUUCUGAGGUCCCACCGUCCAAUGGAACCACAACGAAAAGUACACAUCAGCCAGUGUAUCUUCGAUCCUACAAAUCGCCCACUGCGAAGACCACUCCCGCCGCCAAGGUUGCCCAAGUAUUUGCGGAAUUGGGGAUUUCGCCCACACGUCUUGUUAUGCCCACCCGCGACAAUUAUACUCAAUUAGAGAGUCUCAUGGAAGCGGCCGCUGCAUUGGUCGAGACCAAGAAGGCUGUAGACAAAGUUGAACAAGACAUUCGUGUGAUGAAUGCAAGGUUAGGCCAGAGAGAUAGCGAAGACGGCGGAGAGACUGGCGACGCGGUCCCGACACCGAUGGAUGUAGACGAAGGCAAUGAUGGAGAGGCGGAGGCUGAUGGAAGAGCACAGAGCGUACUGGUGGUGCAGGCUCUUACAGUUCCGCGGAUACGCAGCGCGUUAACUGGUCAUUGCUGGUGCAUGCUGUCCACUCUCAGGUUCCCGCGAAUUAGGCUCACUCAUGAGUGUCGUACGUUCACGACAACUGUGCUGAGCCCUGAUCGUUCCAUAUACAUCUCUAGAUCUACGGAUCCAUACUUUAACCUCUCUCUGGAGGACUGCCACGUCUCGGGAUCUGCGUAUAAGAUUGUGAACAAUCGCGCGUACCACCACGGCACUAUGCUCAUAUCUACUAGACUUGACUUGUUAGGUGACCUCCUCCGUGUCGAUAAAGAGUCCAUGCACACAAAAGGUGUUGCCUCUGUCCGGUCUCCUGUCCGCAACUUACAGCACUUCAAUCCCUUGGCUGACCAUAUCCAAUUUGUACAAGCCGUAGUUGGUGCAUUUCGGAGUGAAUAUCAAGUAGACGAAGAGUUACUCAAUGGACCUCCCGCCUUGCAGAUAUACUAUGUCGAAGACAAUAUUGAGUCUAGAAGUAUCGAAUAUAUUAGAAAUGGAAUCGAGGAAUUACCAGGCUGGAAUUGGGUAUAUGGCCAAACGCCAGAAUUCACGCACACUCUUCAACGUCCGUUCGCGUCAGGCAGUAUGACAGCAAAAAUUCACUCCAAACAUGGUGUCCUUCUUUCUUGCACCUUCACCACUGAUGAGGAUGUAGACGUACCACUAAAAGAAAAGUUCAAGGAUUUAGAGGUAAGGCUGGAACAACAGAGGUACGGGUUCUUGGACGAUCGUAUCCUUGGGCAAGAGCUGGCGGGGACGGAGGAAGUCUUGGACGUUUGGCGGUGGCUGAAAGCAGAAAUGAAUUGUUGA
This is a messenger RNA of Fibroporia radiculosa, 2208 nucleotides long. RefSeq lists its product as uncharacterized. Gene Ontology annotation, biological process: negative regulation of transcription by RNA polymerase II; chromatin remodeling; DNA repair. The transcript has 14 exons. NCBI's taxonomy places the organism in Eukaryota, Fungi, Basidiomycota, Agaricomycetes, Polyporales, Fibroporiaceae. The record is from RefSeq and is a predicted model, not a curated record. The coding region runs from base 1 to 2208 and encodes 735 amino acids. Gene Ontology annotation, cellular component: NuA4 histone acetyltransferase complex; Swr1 complex. Gene Ontology annotation, molecular function: transcription corepressor activity.